Trichoderma gamsii is the source of this 273-nucleotide messenger RNA. RefSeq lists its product as hypothetical. The record is from RefSeq and is a predicted model, not a curated record. The annotation marks the transcript as partial. The transcript has a single exon. NCBI's taxonomy places the organism in Eukaryota, Fungi, Ascomycota, Sordariomycetes, Hypocreales, Hypocreaceae.
CCUCUUGGCGGCCGCAGAAGCCCUUCUUACAGGUGGACUAUAGAAUUAGCCCGAACCCGAACUCCUGCGGACUUGGCAGUCCCUCUAUCUCUUCCCAAGCAACAUCUGCAUCUGCAGCUUUUUGCUAGUCAUUUGCGAGUGCUUACUUUUUGCAGGGCGGCCGUUUUGCACCUCCACACACGCGUAUGGCGGUUUUGCCUCUGUGGAGCCUAUUUUUUACCUCUUCGCUACCAACGGGUGGCGUCUUCCAUUUCCCUAGGUGGUCGUAGCUAA